GGUUUAAUUAUUUUUUUGUAUUAUGGAUAGAUAAAACCUAGAUAGAGAAUUGUUAAAUACACUGGCACAACCUUUUUUGACUGACCAAAGAUGAUUUUGUGGAUGUAAAUGUCAUUAAAUAAUUGGUUCAUCUAUCUAUUAUAAUACAAACAGCAUUCUGGGGUUGUUUUGCAGUACUCAAAGUAGGUCCCCCACCAACAGCCCUGAUUUUGUAAUGGGUGGUCGUCAGUCCACACAAAGCAGCACACCACGUCAAUCCUCCUCUCAAACAAAUCAACAGCGUCAUUCAGUAUCACUUGAUCAAACCACAAGCAAUUCUUCAAGAUUUAGUAGUUUAUUUGGGGGACCUAGUAACAAUGCUCAAAUUUCUUCAACACCACCCGAGAGAGGAGUUAUUCGUAGUAGAAGAAGAAGAAGAGAUAGAGAUAAUUUAUUGAUUGAAGCACACUCAUUGCCUUCACAUCUGUUCUCAGCAAUGCUAGCAGAUAUUAAGUGCCCAGUGUGCAACAAAAGAAUUGGUUCAGAUGAAAUUGAAUCCCAUCUGAUCACGUGUUUGUCUAAACCACGAGUGUCGUACAACGAGGAUGUUUUAAAAGCAGAUGCAGGAGAAUGCAUUAUAUGUUUCGACGACAUGUGUGCAGGUGAAUACAUAGCUCGCCUUCCAUGUUUGUGUAUUUAUCAUAAAAAAUGUAUUGAUGAUUGGUUUCAAAGAAAUCGUUGUUGUCCAGAACAUCCAGAUCAAAUACCUAACGAACACACUACAUCGAGUGCUAGCCAGAGUACAAAUAAUAUACAAGACAAUAGAGAAGAGAGUACAAGUGAAACUUUAGGCGCCACAGCCAUGGAUGCUUCCACGGAAAACAAUGAAGCAUCACAUGCAGCUGUGUUCAUGCCGGAUUUAGAACUGGACGAUAGACAGAAUGACACGUUGAGUGAUGUCUCGUCAUCUGAUGAUGUGUCAAGAGAUGUCGCUCAAAGUAGACAAGACACUCACCCUCCGCCUGAAAUUGUCAUUUUAGACAGUACGCUAAGAGAUGAGGAUGACAGUGUUGCACCGCAAACGCUUAAUCGUCAAGUUUCUUCACCGACCGCUACGCCAGGAAAAGCAAUUGUUCACGUUGACGAUGGAAGUAUACACGGCUCGCCGACUUUAUUCGACGAAGACGAACUCGAUCAACUAACAACGAAAAUUAAAACAAUUUUAGUUGCAGAAAGUCCCAGGGGACAGGAAGUAAAUAACACGUGAUUUCCAAUGAACAUCCAGAAAAUGUUCCGACUUCUGUACAACUACUGAAUCUCAACAAAUCUUGAGGAGGUGAAACAUGUUCUUCUGUUUUAUACGACAUUUUAACACAACCAUUCCAAUAUUUAAGCUUAUAAUUUAUAAUAUAGGUGAAAUAUAAUAUAUCAAUUCUUCUUGUGAGCUAAACUAGUGCCGUACUAACUUUGACAGUACUGCGCACUGCGCCACUAGUACGUCACAACACUCGUGCAACUUGUGCUUUUGUAAAGCUCUUGUUAUUGUAAGCUGUGUUGAUCGUGCUGAUGAUUAAGAUUGUUAUACGUUUAUGUUUGUAAAUAAAGAAUGUGGUUUUUUGAUGAACUUUCGAGUUAUGCUCGUGUUGACACUGUUUUUCUUUAUAGCUUCGUUUUUGCUUGGUUAUUUUAGAAAGUUUGUCUAUGUUGAUCUUAACAGCCUUGCUUUUGCUUUGUUAAUAUACUUACCAUGUAAACCUGAGCUAUUUUUCAAUAAUUGCUCACGAAUCUCUCAGAAAGUCGCUCAGUCUCAAAAAUUUGACUCAGUCUGUUUUCUUAGUAAAAAAAAAAUGAAAUAUAAAAUUUUGCUUCAGUUGUUUUUAUUGAAUAUGCAUAUUUGUAAUGUUUUUAUUUAUUUUCUUCGGUAAAAACAAAACUACAUAUCGACAUUUUUGUUUUUGUGAUGACGAGUCACGUGACCGUAACAACUAUAUAGUAUGGUAACAGCUCUCACAGGAUUAGGUUUUUUCGGUACAACAAAAGAUAGAUUAGCGACAAAGCUGGGUGUUUUAUAACAAAUCUCGCAACGUACAGAUCCAGGCUUGUUGUUCAGUUAUGCGUGGUAUGUUAAGUUGCACUUAGCGUACUUGGUUUACAUUGAUAAUGGCGGCCAAAACACGGUAAAGUUCACAUUAGCAUAGAAAUUUAAAAGUUUUAUUAAAAUUUGUGCAAUUUUAUUUUAGCGAUAGUGUAUAUUUUCGCUAAUAUCCCACUGUCACAUAAUUUUCCUUCUUUACUCAUUUGGGACGUCUUCACAGAACUGUCCGCCAACAAAAGUAAACUUUCGAUGUACCCGCAAAUAUGACGCACUUUUUUCAUAUCCGCUUGUUUAAAGAGAAGCUUUG
Hydractinia symbiolongicarpus is the source of this 2381-nucleotide messenger RNA. RefSeq lists its product as uncharacterized. The transcript has 5 exons. Lineage: Eukaryota; Metazoa; Cnidaria; Hydrozoa; Anthoathecata; Hydractiniidae. The record is from RefSeq and is a predicted model, not a curated record. Bases 215 to 1246 code for a protein of 343 amino acids.